Neltuma alba is the source of this 706-nucleotide messenger RNA. Its product is annotated as calmodulin. The transcript has 2 exons. NCBI's taxonomy places the organism in Eukaryota, Viridiplantae, Streptophyta, Magnoliopsida, Fabales, Fabaceae. Gene Ontology annotation, molecular function: calcium ion binding. The record is from RefSeq and is a predicted model, not a curated record. Gene Ontology annotation, cellular component: myosin II complex. The coding region runs from base 136 to 585 and encodes 149 amino acids.
AGUUCCUGUCCGAAGAGAAAUUAAAGGGCUCUUGCUUUUGGGUGCCUCGCUCUCUCUUUCUUUCAUCGUUAAAACGGACACAGAGUUCUCUUGAAGGAAGUUAGAGCGAUUUCUCUUUCAGAGAGGAAGCGAACAAUGGCCGAUCAGCUCACCGAUGAACAGAUCGCUGAGUUCAAGGAGGCCUUCAGCUUGUUUGAUAAGGAUGGCGACGGUUGCAUUACAACCAAGGAGCUGGGAACUGUUAUGCGGUCAUUGGGGCAGAACCCAACUGAAGCAGAGCUUCAAGACAUGAUUAAUGAAGUAGAUGCUGAUGGUAAUGGUACCAUUGACUUCCCUGAAUUUCUAAACCUUAUGGCCCGAAAGAUGAAGGAUACUGAUUCUGAGGAGGAGCUGAAAGAGGCAUUCCGAGUUUUUGACAAGGAUCAGAACGGGUUCAUUUCUGCUGCUGAGCUCCGCCAUGUGAUGACCAACCUUGGAGAGAAGCUUACUGAUGAAGAAGUUGAUGAGAUGAUUCGUGAGGCCGAUGUUGAUGGUGAUGGCCAAAUCAACUAUGAGGAGUUCGUUAAGGUGAUGAUGGCCAAGUGACCAUUUCAUUCUCCUAGAAGCUAUAUUUAUGAAAAGAACCAAAACGCUCGAGAUAUAUAACAUGGAAAAAUUUGUAUGCAGUUCUUUUAUAUCCUUGUCAGAUUCUUCAAUUAAAAUAUGA